CCUCACAAUUUUACCUCAGGUAAUUACUUAUCUUUGAACAAGAGUCCAAAGUAGGAUUCGGUAUCUUAAGGAAUUGAUCGAUUCUUUAAUUUAGUACUUUUGAGCAGAAAUAAAUGAAAAUUUGAUUUAAUUUACCGCCCUCAAAAGCACGUUGCCAAAAUUGUGAGGUAAUUAACGUACAAAUUUCCAGAGAACAUGUAGUUUUAUAAAUGUUGACAAUUUUUUAAGUAUUACACAGUAGUUGGGUUAUAAUAAUCUGCGGUCCACCAAGUCAGAUUAAUCAGUAACUGAUGUCUGUAACUCAACUUUGUUUUUUUUUCCUCACUAAAAAGAACCGAUUCUCAAGAGUCAUUUUUCCGGCAAUCGAACUACACUGGACGCACAGUAUGUUUUUGAAUCACUAAAAAGAACCGACUCUUAAGAGUCAUUGGUUCGGAAAUCGAACUGUACCCACUGAUCUAUAACUUAUAUGACUAUAUUAUACUAUAUACUAAUGAUAUUGUACUGUUCUAUAUUAUAGAUCAGUGACUGUACCGGUCUCGCUGUAGAUUCGGUAGCAGUGUCAGUGAAUAGUAUUGCAAGAAACCCUGUCAGAUUGUUUAAAUUAGGCGCUCCCUUCGUUUCAGCAAAGGAUGACAUUCACAUUUUUAACGCUUCUCGAACGUUCAGCACGUUACAUGAACAUUAUUCGGGUCUGGCAUUUAAAGAAAUGCUUCUCAGGACCCAAUCCUAGACCAACUGUCAUUAUCUCAGUGCUGUCUUGGACCUGGCUUCCGAAGAGUGGUUUUUGUUUUGAGGAAACCUUUGAGAUUGUUCUUCUCGCUCUCUGAUUGGUCGUUGUGAAGUCAGGAGGUGUGCUGACAUCACUCCUGAUGGAAAGGCUCGACGCGUUUCGACCAAUCAGCUCUUGACUUUUGUCUUCGCGUGGCCGCUUUAAAGGGCCCCCACCCUCCACUAGGCAGAAUUUCUCCGUUUUUUUUCAUCACUUAUUUAAAAGCGACGCUAAGAAUUCAGCUUUGAAAGUGUAGUUAUAAUGCCAUCACAAACCAAACUAAACUAGUAAUUGCGUUUUGCCCGUGGGCUCUCCUGUUGUGGGCGUUUUUGUUUAAACCUGAAUAUAUUCGGACUGCCAGCAUGAAGUUGAAGUGUUCAAGGAAGCGAGCUUUUCCAUGGUUUGGAAUGGAUAUCGGUGGUACUUUAGUAAAGCUUGUUUACUUCGAGCCAAAGGACAUCACUGCAGAAGAGGAGCUGGAAGAGGUGGAGAAUCUGAAGAGCAUACGCAGGUACCUAACCUCCAACACGGCCUAUGGCAAAACCGGCGUCCGUGAUGUACAUCUGGAGCUACACAACCUGACAAUCUGCGGUCGUACAGGGAAUCUUCACUUCAUCCGCUUCCCCACCGCUGCCAUGCACAGAUUCAUCCAGAUGGGCAGAGAUAAGCACUUCUCCAGCCUGCAUACCACACUGUGCGCCACUGGUGGCGGGGCAUACAAGUUUGAGAACGACUUCAGAACAAUGGCAGACCUAGAGCUGCUGAAGUUGGAUGAGCUGGAUUGUCUGAUCCAGGGGCUGCUGUACAUAGACUCAGUCGGUUUUAAUGGUCAUCCUGAGUGCUAUUACUUUGAGAACCCCUCCGACACACAGAACUGCAUCAAGAGUCCCUGUUGUCUUGACAACCUUUUUCCCAUGUUACUGGUGAACAUUGGCUCGGGCGUCAGCCUUCUGGCAGUGUACACCAAGGACAACUACAAACGAGUGACAGGCACCAGUCUUGGUGGAGGGACGUUUUUGGGGCUUUGCUGCCUGUUGACGGGUUGUGAGACAUUUGAAGAGGCCCUUGAAAUGGCCAGCAAAGGGGACAGCACCAAUGUGGACAAACUGGUGAAGGACAUCUAUGGAGGAGACUACCAGCGCUUCGGCCUACAAGGGUCUGCAGUGGCUUCAAGCUUUGGUCACAUGAUGAGCAAAGAGAAGAGGGACAGUAUUUCUAAAGAGGACUUGGCCCGAGCCACACUCGUCACUAUCACCAACAACAUUGGCUCCAUUGCACGCAUGUGUGCGGUUAAUGAGAAGAUUGAACGGGUUGUUUUUGUGGGGAACUUUCUGCGAAUAAACACAGUGUCGACAAAGCUUCUUGCCUAUGCUAUGGACUUCUGGUCCAAGGGCCAGCUGAGGGCCCUUUUCCUGGAACAUGAGGGAUACUUUGGAGCCGUCGGUGCUUUCCUGGAACUGCUGAAGUCAUCUGAUGACGCAUAAAGAAAAUCAUCAUCUCUUAUGAUCCAGAAGCUGCUUUUAGACUUCCUGACAGAAGCUCCAACAAGAAAACUGGAACACUGGGAAAUUUAAAACAAGCCUUUAUAGUAAUUAACCUGUAAAUAACCCUUAAAAUAAGAUUCUAAAUAAUAUUUUUAUGAGUAACUUAGUCUCCCUCAGACUUCCAACUCUAAUGGAACCUUAUUGUUCAUUUGUUUUCCGGUUGUUGUGUUCAUUUUAUACUGUUUGUAAUUAUCAUUGUGUAGUGAACAGGGAGAGUUUAUAUGAUGCCCAAAACCUGCUGUGUUAAAGUUUUGCUAUUCUUGACCUGCCGCCAGGUGAGAGUUUAUUCAGCGUUAACGGCUUUCUGUAUCUAGGCCUGGUUAAAAAAUUGAACUUUUAGAGUUUGUUUUUUUUUUGUUUUUUUUUUGUUUUUGUUAAACUGCUGUUCAGACCCCAAAUGAUGUUUGACACACUGUUCGAGUUGAUUUUCAAGCCUCAGGUGCUGUGUUAAAUGUGUGCCGACUCGCAGGGAUCCUUGCAGUAAAGAAAAGGCACUGGUCUUUACACAGCAUAGAGCAACCUUUUUCCGAUUGGCUCUCCUUUGACUCUUCCUCUUCACUACAGUUAACAGUUUUCCAUGCAUUUAUGCAUGAAAGUAAUUUUAAACAGGAGUACAGUGUUGGAAUUAUAUCAGAUUAGUUGAACGUUUUAAAAAAAUAUAUAUUUACACUGAUUCACAUAAAGCCUUUACUUAUAAAAGGAUACACAGAAAGCUCAGGGUGUCUCACUUUUAUUUUUGAGAGGGAAUUCUGUGGGACCAAGUGGCCAAUUUGACAGGCAAGCUCCCCUAACAUCCCACAUUUUUGUCUUCUUUGUCCAGCUUUGCCUCUUUUUCACCUUGCCUUUUCCCAUUCUUUUUACUAUCUAAACCAAAGCUACUUCAGUCAUCUUCUUCUGAAUGCACACAGUUAUAUGCAUAUACCUCCUCUUUGGUUGCUUUCCUCUUAUCUAUAAUGGUACUAAGAGUACUUGAAGUAGCCUUGUGAUAAAGUCAGUAUGACAGCAGUUACCGACAACCCCCCAUUCCUCUGUAUUCAAAUGUCAAAAAUGUUUAGACAGUUUUAAGACUCAGCCAUUGUGUUUCCAUUGUAGUGCCAAUGUGAGACGGGGAGGAGUAAACCAGACAGCCUGCAAGUGCAAGCAUUCCUGCUUUGCCAGGCCAUGUAACACAUUACUUCUUCUAAAAGCUGCCUAGCAUUAGAGUAUAUCUAAGAUGAAUUUCUUUAUCAUAUGUCAUUAAAAAUAAAAACACCACUCUCUUACUAGUUAACUC
This is a messenger RNA of Cyprinus carpio (common carp), 3589 nucleotides long. RefSeq names its product pantothenate kinase 1-like. Gene Ontology annotation, molecular function: ATP binding; pantothenate kinase activity. Gene Ontology annotation, biological process: coenzyme A biosynthetic process. NCBI's taxonomy places the organism in Eukaryota, Metazoa, Chordata, Actinopteri, Cypriniformes, Cyprinidae. Gene Ontology annotation, cellular component: cytosol; nucleus. The record is from RefSeq and is a predicted model, not a curated record.